Argiope bruennichi is the source of this 2651-nucleotide messenger RNA. RefSeq lists its product as uncharacterized. The transcript has 2 exons. NCBI's taxonomy places the organism in Eukaryota, Metazoa, Arthropoda, Arachnida, Araneae, Araneidae. The record is from RefSeq and is a predicted model, not a curated record. Gene Ontology annotation, cellular component: cytoplasm. Gene Ontology annotation, biological process: DNA catabolic process. Gene Ontology annotation, molecular function: 3'-5'-DNA exonuclease activity; nucleic acid binding. The coding region runs from base 514 to 1920 and encodes 468 amino acids.
UUUGUUUACAAAUGACUAUAUUCGCGCGUUCAAACUUGUUUAUUGUUGUUUACGGAUAUAGCUCAUUUUGCAACAUAUCUCAUUUUUCAAUUAUUAAAGUUCAGUGAUGAUUGUUUUAUCUUUACGUAGCAUUGAUAAGAGUAACAUAUACCAAUCCCCUAAAAUCAGAUAAUUAAUCUUUAAAUCAUGAGAUUUAAAGAUGUAAGUAAUUUAUCUUUCAGAAAUGGGAAUAUUUAGAUUGUACCAAGAUGUGAUAAACUAAUCGUUUUAAAUGAUAAAAUAACAAGACGCAAAUUCAUGACAUAUUUCUUAUAAUUAGAAUACAAUAAUUCAUUCUUUUAUUUCAAUUAUUAAUUGUUUUAAAUGAAAUUCCUUUUUUGUAUAGUAACUAGUACAGCUAAGUAAAAAUCGAACUUAGUUUCUUAGAACUUAAAACUGAAUUCAUAUUUAUAAAUAACAAAUAAUCUUCAACAUAUUUCUUUAAAGAUAUUUAAUUUUGUAUUAUCGAUCGUAAUGGAUGGUUCAGUACAUAUCUUAUCUACGACAAGUAACUCAUCUGUUUUGAGCAGAGGGAUAUCUAAAUCCCAGUCCCUUUCUAAUCUUGAAAUGAUAUUCAAGACACCUUUGGAGGAUUUAUAUGAUGAUCGUCGUAAUUCAGAGUCAGGCACUGUGAAUAUGGAUACUACACUAUCGUCCAACGCUUCUGUUGUAGACGUUCUUGUUGGGCCUUACAAAACCCUGGAAGAAGCACAGGUUGCUGCAAGUUUACUUAAGCAAAAAACUGUACAUUCUAGUGUAUCUGUCACUAUAAAUUCACAUCAAAAUAACAAUGGUAAACCAAAUAUAUCUACAGCUUCAAAUCUGCAUGCAUUUUUUGAUAAUGAAUCAAAAGAUUUUACAUGGACCAAGCCAUUAACCUGUCUGCCAACAAAAGGGAAUGAAAAUCUUCAAGUAUGCUCUCUUGUAAAUGCAGAUUCAUUUAAAAUUCAAACUAAUUCUGAUACAUCUGCAACUUUAAACUCACAGGUAUGUUCAGCUCAUAAUUCAGAAGCUUUAUCAAAACCACAAUCAUUUCAGCCAAUUAAUACAGAAGAUACUAACUUUGCAGCUAUAGAUGUUGAGAAUUAUCAGGAAGGUCCUGUUUCAAGUCCAAAAGAAAGUCAAACAGAAAGUGACAGUUCUACUAAAAAGAAAUCUCCAAAAACAAAGAAAGAAAUUCCUUCCAUAAUAAAAGUUGCCACACUUGUCUUUUUUGAUUUAGAAACAACAGGAUUAGCAUUUGAGAUUGGAAAAUCAAAUGUACAGAUAACAGAAAUAUCAAUGAUAGCUAUCGAUAGGAAAGAAUUUGAGCAAAGCACUUUUGAAGACCUUAGAGAUAUUAGAAUUAUUCGAAAAUUGUGUCUUUGUACCAAACCUCGCUCAAUGGUUUCUUCUAGUGCAGCUGCAAUUACUGGUUUAAAUAAUAAAAAUCUCAUGGAUCAGACUCCUUUUGAACGUAAUGCAGCUGAAGCAAUCAACUUUUUUCUUUCUCAUCUUCCUAAGCCAGUGUGUCUUUUAGCUCACAAUGGAAAUCGUUAUGACUUCCCCCUUUUAAAAGCAGAGUUUUCCAGAUUAUCUAUGUUUUUACCGCCCGACAUACUUAUUGCUGAUACAUUAAAAGCCUUUAGAAUUCUUGGAAUUCCUGUAUUCCCACCUGAAAAAAAGAUUUGUGACUCAGUUAAGUUCACAAAAAGAGGCCAAGUUUCUUAUUCCCUUUCAAACUUGCAUCUAUAUUUCUUCAACAAAAACCCAGUUGGGAGUCAUAGUUCUGAAGGAGAUUGCAUCACAUUGGCAAAAGUAUGUCAUCGGAUGAAAGAUUUGAUAUUAUUAUGGAUUGAUGAAAAUUGUACAACUUUCGAUUCUGUUUCACCAUUAUGGUAAUGUGAUAGAACUGCUGUUUUAUGGAAAUUAUUCUGUUAUAGCAAUUUUGUAAAAUUUUUAUAUAUUAACUGUUAAACUGCUACAUAGUAUUGUAUAAGAAAUUGUGAUUUAAAUUAAUGCAGCUAUUUAUAUCAAACUCAUGUGAAAAUUGAAUAUGAGAUUAAUAUCUGUUAGUAAUAUAUAGAAAAAAAUAUUUAUUUUGUUAUGCAUAUUACUUACUUUAUUAAAUAUUUUCUAUUCUCUAGCUUUUAUCAAAGUGGAAGUAUUGAAUGUAUAUGAAUUUUACAUUUUCCACAUGAAACUUCAAAUGAUUUCCUCCCUCUAAUAUAUCACAUGCAAUUACAUCAGGAUUUGCCAAAAGAUAAAUUUGCUUUUUGGUUGUGAGUAGCAUUAUUAAUUUUGUGUUAUAUAUAUAUUUUUAAGAGUGCAUUACUCAAAUUUUUUUUAUUGAUAAUUAUACUUAUAUCAAGUGAAUAGAUUUGUGUGGAAUGUCUUGCAUGUAAACAUUCAUGCAGUUCAAAUAGUUUUUUGUGAUUUUUUUUUGUAUGAUAUCAUCGAUUUUCCUGAAUGCAAUAAAAGACUGAAAAAAUAGAAUUCUUUUAAAAUUUUUCAGGUAAUGUGAAUAAAUUAUGAAAUAUGAUUAGUUUAUAAUGUGGAAAAAUUAUCCAAAGAAGAUAUAUUUAUGAUAUACUAUCUAAAACUAAAUUGGAUAUAAAAAAUGUGAUAUGUAU